This is a messenger RNA of Diospyros lotus (date-plum), 1449 nucleotides long. RefSeq names its product S-adenosyl-L-methionine:benzoic acid/salicylic acid carboxyl methyltransferase 3-like. The record is from RefSeq and is a predicted model, not a curated record. The transcript is spliced from 4 exons. Gene Ontology annotation, molecular function: S-adenosylmethionine-dependent methyltransferase activity. Lineage: Eukaryota; Viridiplantae; Streptophyta; Magnoliopsida; Ericales; Ebenaceae. Bases 74 to 1174 code for a protein of 366 amino acids. Gene Ontology annotation, biological process: methylation.
CCAAGCAUAUAUCAUCAGCAAAGCAAAUACCAGUGACAGAGAGAGAGAGAGAGAGAGAGAGAGAGAGAGAGAGAUGGAGGUUGCUCAAGUGCUUCACAUGAACGGAGGAAAUGGAGAAGUUAGUUACGCAACCAAUUCACUGGUUCAGAGAAUGGCGAUUUCAGUGACAAAGCCAAUAACAGACGAAGCCAUGGUUGAGCUCUGCAGCGGAAUCGCCGAGAAGACUCUCUCCAUCGCAGACCUGGGUUGCUCUUCUGGACCAAACACUCUAAUGGUGGUCUCUGAACUUGUGGAAACCGCUGUCAAGAGCUGCAAUAAACUGGACAAAAAGACCCCAGAAUUUCAACUCUACUUGAAUGAUCUCCCCGGCAACGAUUUCAACUCCAUUUUCAAGUCUCUGCCCAAAUUCCAAACCAAAUUGAAAAAGAAAACGGGGCUCGGCUUUAGCUCAUGUUUCCUGACUGCAGUCCCUGGUUCAUUCUAUGGCAGGCUCUUCCCAACCAAGAGUCUCCAUUUUGUCCACUCUUCCUACAGUCUCAUGUGGCUUUCUCAGGUCCCCAAGGGAAUAGAAAACAACAAAGGCAACAUUUAUAUGUCAGAAACUAGCCCGGCCAACGUUCUCCCAGCGUACCAUAGGCAAUUUCAGAGAGACUUUUCGCUGUUUUUGAAGUGUCGUUCGGAGGAACUGGUCCCCGGCGGCCGUAUGGUUUUAACCAUUUUAGGAAGGAAAAGCGAUGAUCGUUCAAGCAAAGAGUGUUGUAAGAUCUGGGACCUUCUGGCCAUGGCCCUCAAUGAAAUGGUUGCAGAGGGGCUGAUAGAAGAAGAGAAGAUGGAUUCAUUCAACAUCCCUCAAUACUCACCGUCGCCGGCAGAAGUGAAAAGCGAGGUGGAAAAGGACGGCUCAUUCACCAUCAACCACUUGGAGGUUUCGACCGUCAGCUGGUUCGCUUGUGGGGCCAAACUCUACGGCCUCUCCGACGGCGAUGAGUCCGAACGCGGAGGCUACAACGUGGCCAAGUGCAUGCGAGCCGUGGCGGAGGGCUUGCUGGCCAGCCACUUCGGCGACGCCAUCAUCGACGAGGCGUUCCAGAGGUACCGGAAAAACCUCGUCGAUUGUAUGGCCAAGGAGACGACGGAGUUUUACAACGUCACUGUUUCCUUGACAAGGAAAUAGAGAAUUAUAUAUACAUAUAUGUAUGUGGAGGUUAUUUAGGUACGUUAAAUGGCUUUCUGUGCUUGUUUGGUCGGAAGAUAUGUAUGGCCAUAAAUAAAGGGGUGAGAAAUGAAAAGAACAAAUUGAAACAGCGAUUUGAGAUAAAGUUAGUGAAUCUAUAUAUAUGUUCUUCAGAUAAUUUGUACGCAACUUGUCGGCGCUUGCUAUUUAAGUAAGUUGAUACAAAUUGCCCCAUAUAUCUCCUUAAUUCGGAAGUCUCCUGACUAGAUUUUCUA